Molecule: messenger RNA, 2367 nt
Organism: Balaenoptera ricei (Rice's whale)
Lineage: Eukaryota; Metazoa; Chordata; Mammalia; Artiodactyla; Balaenopteridae
Gene: PELI2
Product: pellino E3 ubiquitin protein ligase family member 2
Exons: 6
Coding region: 290-1552 (420 amino acids)
Biological process (GO): protein polyubiquitination; regulation of Toll signaling pathway
Molecular function (GO): ubiquitin protein ligase activity; protein binding
Source: RefSeq, a predicted model, not a curated record
UGCUGCUGCGGCGCUCGGCGCGGGUAGGUCCCCCUGCUGCUUGGUUCCAUUUGUUGCCGAGUCCGGCUCGGGGCAGCCGCGCUGCGCGGAGCUCCGGAGAGCCCGGCAGGGCAGCCGCGCAGCCACGACGGAGCAGCCGCGGGAUUGGCCGCCCCGCGCCCCCUUCGCCGCCGUGCCCUUCCCCGGCGCGCUCACUCCCUUCUCGGGAUGGGAUUGUAGCGGCGGCGCGGACUCGGCGGGGGUCGCGGCGGAGGCGACGGCGGCGGCGGCGGCGGCCGAGCAGGGCUCCAUGUUUUCCCCCGGCCAGGAGGAGCACUGCGCCCUCAACAAGGAGCCGGUGAAAUACGGGGAGCUGGUGGUUCUGGGGUACAAUGGUGCUUUACCUAAUGGAGACAGAGGCCGGAGGAAAAGCAGAUUUGCCCUCUACAAGCGGCCGAAGGCUAACGGAGUCAAACCGAGCACGGUCCAUGUGAUAUCCACGCCGCAGGCAUCCAAGGCUAUCAGCUGCAAAGGUCAACACAGCAUAUCGUACACUCUGUCAAGGAAUCAGACUGUGGUGGUCGAGUACACGCAUGAUAAAGAUACGGAUAUGUUUCAGGUGGGCAGAUCAACAGAAAGCCCUAUUGACUUCGUCGUUACAGACACAAUUUCUGGCAGUCAGAACAAUGACGAAGCACAAAUUACACAAAGCACCAUAUCCAGGUUUGCCUGCAGGAUAGUCUGUGACAGGAAUGAACCUUACACAGCACGAAUAUUCGCAGCCGGAUUCGACUCUUCCAAAAACAUAUUUCUUGGCGAAAAGGCAGCAAAGUGGAAAAACCCCGAUGGCCACAUGGAUGGGCUCACGACCAAUGGUGUCCUGGUGAUGCAUCCGAGAGGGGGCUUCACUGAGGAGUCCCAGCCUGGGGUCUGGCGCGAGAUCUCUGUCUGUGGAGACGUGUACACCUUGCGAGAGACCAGGUCUGCGCAGCAAAGGGGAAAGCUGGUGGAAAGCGAGACCAACGUCCUGCAGGACGGCUCCCUCAUCGACCUGUGCGGGGCCACCCUGCUCUGGAGGACGGCAGAUGGCCUCUUUCACACCCCAACCCAGAAGCACAUUGAAGCCCUGCGGCAGGAGAUCAACGCUGCCCGGCCACAGUGUCCCGUGGGGCUCAACACCUUGGCCUUCCCCAGCAUCAACAGGAAAGAGGUGGUGGAGGAGAAGCAGCCCUGGGCGUACCUCAGCUGUGGCCACGUGCACGGCUACCACAACUGGGGCCAUCGGAGCGACACGGAGGCCAACGAGAGGGAGUGUCCCAUGUGCAGGACUGUGGGCCCCUACGUGCCGCUCUGGCUCGGCUGCGAGGCGGGCUUUUAUGUAGACGCGGGACCACCCACUCAUGCUUUCACCCCUUGUGGACACGUGUGCUCAGAGAAGUCUGCGAAAUAUUGGUCUCAGAUCCCGCUGCCUCACGGGACUCACGCAUUUCAUGCCGCCUGCCCUUUCUGUGCCACGCAGCUGCUUGGGGAACAGAACUGCAUCAAAUUGAUCUUCCAAGGUCCAGUUGACUGAUGCCCUUUACAGCCAUCGACGACGACUUUAUUAACACGUUACUGUGAAGAUUUUGCCACUAACUCCAGAUUUUACCUUUUUAUAAUACCGUUCAUUAAGGGGAAGGGGCGGUCCUGAGGCUGGGAAGAAAGAAGGGCGUGGUGAUGAAACAUGCCGGGCAUUGACGGGGCAUUGACGAUAACGGUGGCGUGUUGCAUGCUCAAAAUAGCAGCAUCGGCAUUGAAGUCUGCUUAAUUAAACCAUAAUAUCUUUGUAACAAUUGGAUUUAAAAUGCCAUGCUUUUAUUUUAACCUUGGGGUUUUUAAAACAAGUUUUCUUUGUUAAAUUUGGACAGGACUUUAAAUCCCAUUUUAAAACAACUGUAGAAGAAAAUUAAUUCAAAAGUUGUUGGCUCUUAACUGCAAACUUCAGUGCUGUGUGGUAUAGGUGUUAGACAUGCCGUAUCUGGAAAUACUUGAUACAGGUUAGAAUCUGACCAGAUACCAAAGGGGCAGCUCUAUAAGAUGAUGUUGGGGGACAGGAGACCUUAGGCACAGGUGAUUGUUUUGAUCUGGGGCUUUUCUCUGAUUUUUCUUUUGAGGGGACGGAAUAUUCAUACGUUGUCAUGUUUUCUUUUUUUUUUUUUAAACUUCGGUGGAAUUUAAUUACUUUAUACACACAUUCAUCAAAUACCUUGGCAUUUCAAACAAAGAGUUUUCCAUAACUUUUUAGCCUGCCUUUUGUUAUUUUUGGUCUGACAUGGUCUAUCCCUGAUUCUCAUCUUGCAUGGCCAGAACUGUUUGGUUGAUUAAAAUGUAGCUACUCUUAAAAAUUCA